AUGUGGACUCUGGCAGCCUCAGCCACGGACAAAUAUGAGGGACUACAGGAGCACUUCUACCAGCGUGCGAGAAAGUACGCUCAGAUGGAUGAGAUGAAAGGACACGGAGAGUCUACCAUUACACUGGCGCACUGUCAGGCAUGGAUCCUAAUUUGCACUUACGAGUUCAAACAAAUGUACUUUCCAAGAGCGUGGCUUUCAGCCGGGAGAGCGGUGCGGCUUGCGCAGAUGAUGCAAUUACACCGCUUGGAUGGGAUUGGUUUGGACGUGAAGCAGUGCCUGCCUCCACCGAAAGACUGGACUGAGCGCGAAGAGCGGAGAAGAACUUUCUGGAUGGCUUUCGCUGUUGAUCGCUAUGCUAGUAUUGGUACCGGAUGGCCAAUGAUGAUAGACGAACGAGAUAUCACGACGAACCUCCCCGCAAGUGAAGACGCAUUUGAAAAGAGCAGGCCCAUGCCUACUGGAUCCCUCGACCAAGGUCUUGGUGCGAGUGGCGCCACCGGUUUGCAAGCAAUGGGCGGUGUUGUAUUGACAGCUGCCAUGUUUGGACGGAAUUUACUACACCUCCACCGUCCUGGAGCAGACGAUCACGACGAAGACAUCAACGGUGGCUUCUGGACUCGGCAUCGGAAAAUUGAGCAGAUCCUUCUCCAGACCUCGUUGAACCUACCCGAACAUUUACGCUUGCCUUCUGGUGUUGCAAACCCCAACGUCGUUUUCACAAACAUGUGCAUCCACACAUCUGCCAUUUGCCUGCACCAAGCAGCUAUCUUCAAGGCUGACAAGUACCGACUCUCACCCAACAUCAGCAACGAGAGCAAGAUCCGGUGCGUUUCAGCAGCAGCAGAAAUCGCUUCAAUCAUGCGCAUGAUCAGUCACAUGGACCUAAGCUCAAUGAACCCAUUUAUAUCAUUCUGUGUCUACGUAGCAGCACGAGUCUUCGUUCAGUAUCUCAAGACACGUCCAAAUGAUCAACAAAUGGGUGCUUCUUUGCAGUUCCUAUUGCAAGCAAUGCAAGCUUUACGUCGAAAGAACCCUCUUACCGAGUCUUUCUUGGUUCAGCUUCAACUCGACUUGGAAAGUGCAGGCAUACAGGGGCUACCACAGAAGCCGUACCCGCCUCCUGAUACAUUUCUUGCUACUAUACCCGUCAACACCGAUGGUGUCAGCUGUUCGCCCAUUUUCGAGAUCCGCGAAACGCAGAACCCAAAUGCGCCCAUCAACACCUUCGGCAACACCAACUUCAACACCAACGACCCCUCCUACCAAGCCACCCUAAACGGCAACCUCCGCGGCACGCAAUACUCAAACCCCGCAGCCCAAGCCCCCUUCCACAUCUCCAACAUCAACAGCAUAAACCUCAACAAUGCCCAAAACGCACCCUACAUCCCGCCCCAACAAGUCUCCACAACCCAAGACUUCACCCCCGCCGGCUUCACCUUCCCCGACGACACCGAAAUGGACCUCUCCGGCAGCGGCUCCCGCAGCCAACAAGACCAGCCCAGCCCCGCGACAAUCAGCACCCAGUCCCGCGGUGGCUCAACCAGCCACUCCUCCUACUCGCCCGGCACAAACGAACACAGCCUGCCCUAUCGCUCCAGCCCAAAUCCAAACUCCAAACCCCUGCCCCUCCAGCCGACGAAUUCCUUCCCGCCUUUGCAGGACUUCGACGCCUCGUCGGGUGGACUGGACAUGUUCAGCACGGCGUUUAGUACCAACGGCGUGGCGGGCGAUGAGGCGUUCAAUCACGGUUUUUUGGUGGGGAGUGAUUGGGAUUACACGCAGGGGACCGGGAUGACGCCAAUGAGCGAUGGGGGUUGGAAUCAGAUGCUGGAGAGUGUGACGAUGGGGUGGAGUGAGCAUGGGGGGCAAGGGCAGGGACAGGGACAGUGAGGAUGGAUGGUAGUGAUACCCAGCUUUUGGCGCGUCGAGGGUGUGAUUUAGCGUUAGAUGAGGGCUUUGCUUUGGAUACUUCAUUGCUUGUGUAUAUUUAUGAUGGGAAAUGAAUGGUAUCAUGGUUG
Messenger RNA from Parastagonospora nodorum SN15, 2021 nucleotides. RefSeq lists its product as hypothetical. Gene Ontology annotation, biological process: DNA-templated transcription. The transcript is spliced from 4 exons. Gene Ontology annotation, molecular function: DNA binding; zinc ion binding. NCBI's taxonomy places the organism in Eukaryota, Fungi, Ascomycota, Dothideomycetes, Pleosporales, Phaeosphaeriaceae. Gene Ontology annotation, cellular component: nucleus. The coding region runs from base 1 to 1893 and encodes 630 amino acids. The record is from RefSeq and is a predicted model, not a curated record.